Molecule: messenger RNA, 2776 nt
Organism: Xylona heveae TC161
Lineage: Eukaryota; Fungi; Ascomycota; Xylonomycetes; Xylonales; Xylonaceae
Product: ABC transport system ATP-binding protein
Exons: 7
Coding region: 157-2529 (790 amino acids)
Biological process (GO): transmembrane transport
Cellular component (GO): membrane
Molecular function (GO): ATP hydrolysis activity; ATP binding; ABC-type oligopeptide transporter activity
Source: RefSeq, a predicted model, not a curated record
UACCUACAGUACCGGCUUCGGAGCCUCCGCUAUUCGCAGCUACGAUGGAUUAUUGCCCGCAAGUGGCUUCAUUGAAGGAAAUCCGUAUUAUCGCGCGGCGAUAAAUUUCUUGAACUCAGUUAGGGGUCAUUUCAAAAGCUCUCGGGCCUCGCAGCCAUGCGUGGCUCGAAGCUAUUAGUUGAGCGAGCCUUGUUCAGCUUCAGGUCCCAGACGUCGCUGUCGGCUCCGAAGCUCGCCCCCGUCUCAAGCAUUGGAUAUAGGCAAUGCUAUACUUCUAUCCAAAAGGUAUUGCCUGGGUUUCAGAGCCGGCAGUUUCAUUCGCAGCUUGUCCGAAACACUUCAAUUCUUCGCGCCUAUUCGCAUCCUCUUCGAGAGACAUGGUUGGCACGUUCGGCGCCUGCCCGACAGCUUUCCGUCUCCAGGUGUCUUCGAGAAAAUCGACCGAGCAAUGAUCAAAUUGCAGAGAAACCUGCCGUUCCAGAAGAAGAUGACUUUGAACAUGCUCGGACCGAGAAGGCUUCUCAGGCGGCUAAAAUCAAUCUCAGCGCCAAGUUACAUAAAGAUGGUGCAUCUCAAGGCCAGGCAGCUGGCUUUGGAGAAGUAUGGAGACUGAUCAAGAUCGCGAGGCCUGAGGCAAAGUGGCUUGCAGCUGCCUUUGUCUUUCUCCUCGUGUCUUCUUCAAUCACAAUGGCUAUCCCGUACUCCAUUGGAAAGAUUUUGGAUAUUGCAACUAAAACAAAUACGAUGGAUACAGUGUUUGGCCUAAACUUGACAACAUUCUACUUUGCACUGGCAGGGGUUCUCGCUGUUGGAGCAACUGCAAACUAUGGCCGAAUCAUCAUUCUCAGAAUCGUCGGAGAACGCAUUGUUGCCCGGCUUCGAUCUCAACUCUUCCGACGGACAUUCGUUCAGGAUGCUGAAUUCUUUGAUGCUAACCGUGUUGGCGAUCUCAUCUCUCGUCUGGGCUCUGAUACCAUUAUUGUCGGUAAAAGUGUCACGCAGAACUUGUCGGAUGGGUUGAGAGCUAUGGUAAGCGGAGGAGCUGGCUUUGGGCUGAUGGCGUAUGUCAGUCUCAAACUUACGGGCAUCCUCGCCCUAAUGUUUCCCCCCAUUGCUAUUGGCGCGUUCUUCUACGGCAGAGCGAUCAGGAAUCUUAGCCGGCAAAUCCAGCGAAAUUUGGGAACUUUGACAAAGAUUGCCGAGGAGAGGUUAGGAAAUGUCCGAACUAGUCAAGCAUUUGCUGGUGAAAUCCAAGAAGUUGGGAGAUACAAUAACCAGAUCAAGAACAUCUUCGCGCUUGGAAAGCGUGAGGCUCUCAUCAGUGCAGGUUUCUUCAGCUCAACCGGUCUGCUUGGUAAUAUGACCGUCCUAGCACUUCUCUACGUCGGAGGUUCGAUGGUCAAGUCCGGAGCUAUCAGCAUCGGAGACCUGACCUCAUUCCUUAUGUAUACAGCUUAUGCAGGUUCGAGUUUGUUCGGCCUUUCAAGCUUCUAUUCGGAAUUGAUGAAGGGUGUUGGCGCUGCUAGCCGACUUUUCGAGAUGCAAGACCGAAAGCCAACUAUCUCUGCUACUGUUGGCGAAAAGGUUGUGUCAGCACGGGGUCCAAUCAAGUUUGAGAAUCUUUCUUUCAGCUAUCCUACGCGACCGGCUGUCUCAAUAUUCAAGGGACUUGAUUUCGAAAUCCCCCAGGGAACUAAUGUCGCAGUCGUUGGACCUAGCGGAGGCGGAAAAUCCACCAUCGCCCAUCUAUUGCUCCGCUUCUACUCACCUUCUGAAGGACGUAUCACGAUUAAUGGGAAGGACAUCUCCAAAGUGAAUGUCAAGUCCCUAAGAAGAAAGAUUGGAUUGGUAGCGCAGGAACCUGUCUUGUUCUCGGGGACAAUUGCAGAAAACAUUGCCUACGGCAAGCCUCACGCUACUCGCGGAGAUAUCGUUGCUGCAGCGAAAAAAGCAAACUGUACAUUCAUUAGCGACUUUCCUGAUGGCUUAGAUACACAUGUUGGACCCCGAGGCGCACAGCUAUCGGGCGGACAGAAGCAGCGUAUUGCAAUUGCCCGGGCCUUGGUCAAAGAUCCAGACAUUUUGAUUCUUGAUGAAGCUACCUCUGCACUUGAUGCCGAGUCAGAGACGCUUGUUAACUCUGCUCUCGCUGCUCUGCUUAGGGGGAAUAACACCACAAUCUCCAUUGCUCACCGUCUUUCUACAAUCAAACGUUCUGAUCGCAUCAUUGUUCUCUCACCUGAUGGAAGCGUCGCGGAACAAGGAACUUUCAAGGAGCUCUCUGCCAACCCUGAUGGGGCCUUCACUAAGCUGAUGGAGUGGCAAAUGAGCGGAAGCGACAUCUCUGAUUCUGGAUCUGGAGGAAUCUCUCAGGAAGCAAGAGGCAAGCCUACCGAAGCAGAGGAACUUGAGCAAGAAUUAGAAGGUUUUGACGGGGAAGAUCCAGGUGACCUGGAAGCACCUCAACGCCGAAAGGAUGAAACAAAGGCUGAGGUCGUUCUCGAAAAGGCGAAUAAACAUACUACAUAAGAAACGAACUCUUUACAGCCAGAAUCAUACAUCUAUCAGCGGUUUCAUGCCGGAACAAGCGGCGAGUGGCUUCCGCCAAAGCCUCGCCCUCUGCGUUGGAAAUAAGCGGUGUUAUAUACGUAAAAUAUCUUCGGUCACACUUAUUUCCCCUUUUGCAUUUCUGUACAUUAUACUCCUCUCGCUAGAAUUUUCAAAGUUUAGAUUGCGUUCUAAAGCAUAAAAAAUUGUCGUUCAGAUUGGCCCUGAC